AUGGCACGGCUAGGCUGGUCAUGGGGUCAAAAAGAGCAGUUGGGAGUUGACGUGGUGUCGCAUGGUUGGCUGGCAGGGACGGUGGCAGGUGGCUGGCAGGCAGGCUGCAGGCGUCAGACGGCUUGCUGGGCUCGGCUCAGUUGGGGUGUGGCAGAUGGCAGGUGUCAGGCGUCAAACGGCUUGCUUGGCUCGGCUCGGAUGCCUUAUAGUAAGAACGCCAGACACAAUCCCAAUCUCAAUAACAAUCCCAAUCGCAAUCUGAAUCUUCAGCAGGAAGUGCUACUGUCAAUGAGACACAAGUCGUUUCAAAGGUACUUGGUCAACAUCGUGCCCACAACUGAGAGUUUGUUAGCGGCUUGGAAUGGGGCUUGUGCAUCACCAACGGCAAGUAAAGUGGUGGUGCCCAGAGGGACAUUCCAAUUAAGCGGAGCAAUGCUACAAGGACCGUGCAAGGCUCCAAUUGAUUUCGAUUUGGAAGGCACAUUGCAGGCCCCUGCAGUGGGCCCUGGUUACAGAUCCGCAAAUAUUUGGGUCGUUUUUGCUUACAUCGACUUCCUCACUAUCUCUGGUACCGGCACUUUCGACGGUCAAGGCCCAUCCGCAUGGGGUAAAAAAUGUGACUGGAAUGAGUUCUGCGGUAACCUUCCCAUUAAUAUAAGGUUCAACUUUGUGACGAACGCCAUAAUUCAAGACGUGACAAGCAAAGACAGCAUGCAGUUUCACGUCAAUCUUAUCGGCUGCACGAACGUCACCUUCCAAUACUUCCACGUGCUCGCACCCGAAACGAGCCUCAACACCGACGGAAUCCACAUCGGAAAGUCAACAGACAUCAAGAUUAUCAACACUACAAUUGAAACUGGCGACGACUGCAUUUCCAUCGGGGAUGGCAGCAAGCAAAUCACUGUCAACAAUGUCACCUGCGGACCGGGCCAUGGCAUCAGCAUCGGUAGUCUAGGAAAGUAUCCGGACGAGGAGCCCGUACAGGGGGUUUACGUGAGAAGUUGCACAUUGAAGAACACCCAGAACGGAGUCCGGAUUAAGACUUGGCCCGACUCCAAACCUGGAGCAGCUUCCGACCUGCACUUUGCGGACAUAACCAUGGAGAACGUAGGCAACCCGGUGUUGAUCGACCAAGAGUAUUGCCCCUUCAACAGUUGCAAGGAUAAACUUCCGUCCAAUGUUAAAAUCAGUAAUGUAAGCUUUACGGGCAUAAGGGGAUCAUCUUCUACCCCCCUUGCAAUCAAACUGGUGUGCAGCCGUGGGAUUCCCUGCGAGAACAUUGUCGUUUCGGAUAUUGACUUGAAAUACAACGGCAGCGAAGGGCCAAUUUCUUCUGAGUGCAAAAAUGUUAAGCCUACCGCGACCGGCAUCCAGAACCCGCCGGCUUGCUCUACUACCGUCGCCCCUACUUAG
Messenger RNA from Humulus lupulus (European hop), 1413 nucleotides. RefSeq names its product exopolygalacturonase-like. Gene Ontology annotation, molecular function: polygalacturonase activity. The record is from RefSeq and is a predicted model, not a curated record. The transcript is spliced from 4 exons. Bases 1 to 1413 code for a protein of 470 amino acids. NCBI's taxonomy places the organism in Eukaryota, Viridiplantae, Streptophyta, Magnoliopsida, Rosales, Cannabaceae. Gene Ontology annotation, biological process: carbohydrate metabolic process.